UCACACGAGUACCAAGGAUGGUCCUCCAUCACCAACCCGGUCGUUCCCUCACAAAAUGAGGUCUUGGACACCCUCUUGCGGCACAAGGGGGACCCCGCAUCGGCAUUGAGGUUCUUCAAAGGCGUAGAGAGACAACGAGGGUUCGUGAAAACCGCUGAUGUUUUAUGCUUGUUGCUUCAGAUCCUUGCCUCGUGCCCCAACACUCACGGAGAUGUCAAGUAUUUGCUCAAUAGCUAUGUCUUUGGAGAUUCAGCCCUUGUUGCGAAGGUUAUGGUGGAAAUGUUAGUGGAGUGUGCGGGAAGGUACGAUUUUGAAUUAUCUGAUUCUAGGGUUUUUAAUUACCUGUUGAAUAGUUAUGUUAGAGCUAAUAAGGUCACUGAUGUUGUUGAGUAUUUUAGAGCCAUGUUGGAGCAUAGUGUGCUCCCUUGGCUUGUGAACAUUCUUUUGACCGCAAUGGUUAAGAGAAACAUGGCGGAUGAUGCGUGCCGUGUGUGUGAUGAAAUGGUUGAGAGAGGAAUUCAUGGCGAUCCCUAUACUGUGCAUGUUUUAAUGCGUGCGUGUUUGAAGGGAGGGAGAUUUAAGGAGGCUGAGAGGUAUUUUGGGAUGGCUGCGGGUAGAGGGUUGAAGCUUGAUGCGGCGGCGUAUAGUAUUGUUAUCCAGGCUGUUUGUAAGGGGUUGAAGGUGAGUUUGGCGUGUGAGUUGUUGAAGGAGAUGAGGGAGUUUGGGUUGGUGCCAUCUGAGGGUACAUAUGAAGCUGUGAUUGGUGUUUGUGUUAGGCAGGGGAAUUUCGCGGAGGCAUUGAGGCUCAAGGAUGAGAUGGUGACUGGUGGUGUGCCAGUGAAUGUAUUUGUUGCAGCGAGGUUGGUUGAAGGGUAUUGUAUGCAAGGGGAUGUGAGUAGUGCGUUGCGGUUGUUUGAUAAGGUUGUUGAGGCUGGUGUUGCUCCCAAUGUGGCUAUUUUCUCAGUUUUGAUAGAACGGUGCUCUAAGAUUGGGAAUGUGGAGAAAGCGAAUGAGCUUUACACCAGAAUGAAACUCAUGGGCCUUCAGCCAACUGUGUUUAUUGUAAAUUUUCUGUUGAAAGGAUUCCGAAAACAGAAUUUGCUAGAAAAUGCAUUUGUAUUGCUUGAUGAGGCAGUUGAAAAUGGAAUUGCUAGUGUUGUUACAUAUAACAUCCUUUUAUUGUGGCUCUGUGAAUUGGGCAAGGUUAGUGAGGCUUGUAAUUUGUGGGACAACAUGAUUGGUAAGGGUAUUACACCUUCGCUAGUUUCUUACAACCACAUGAUACUUGGUCACUGCAAACGGGGUUGCAUGGAAGAUGCACAAAAUGUCAUGAAUGGUAUUAUUAAAGGUGGUUUAAAACCGAAUGUCAUUACAUACACUAUUUUGAUGGAUGGAUUUUUUAAAAAGGGUGAUUGUGAGCACGCAUUUGGUGUGUUUGAUCAAAUGGUGGCUGCAGAUAUAGUGCCUACAGACUACACAUUUAACACCAUUAUAAAUGGAUUGUCUAAAAAUGGCCGGGUGUCUGAGACAAAGGAUAAGUUGAACACUUUUAUGAAGCAGGGUUUUAUUCCCACAUCUAUGACUUAUAAUAGCAUCAUAGAUGGAUUUGUCAAGGAAGGUGCAGUUGAUUUUGCAGAGUCUGCAUAUAGAGAGAUGUGCGAAAGUGGAAUUUCACCAAAUGUUGUCACCUAUACUUGUUUGGUUAAUGGAUUUUGCAAAAGUAAUAAGAUUGAUCUUGCUUUGAAAAUGCAUGAUGAUAUGAAAAAGAAGGGUUUGCAACUGGAUAUUACUGCAUAUAGUGCUCUCAUUGAUGGUUUCUGCAAAAUGCAAGACAUGGAAAAUGCAGGCAAAUUAUUCUCUGAGCUUUUGGAGAUUGGUUUGAAUCCAAACACAAUUGUUUAUAACAGCAUGAUUAGUGGCUUCCGAAAUUUGAAUAAUAUGGAAGCAACACUCAACUUGUACAAGGAGAUGAUUAAUAAUAAGAUUCCAUGUGACUUGCAAAUAUAUACCUCACUGAUUGGUGGACUUCUAAAAGAAGGGAAAUUAAAUUUUGCCAUAGAUCUUUACUUAGAUAUGCUUUCCAGGGGUAUUGUGCCUGAUAUGUUCAUGUACACUGUUUUGAUAAAUGGACUUUGUAACAAUGGACAACUAGAAAAUGCGGGCAAGAUUCUAAAGGAAAUGGAUGGGAAUAAUAUAACUCCUUCUGUUCUUCUUUAUAACACUUUAAUUGCUGGACAUUUUAAGGAGGGGAAUCUGCAAGAGGCUUUUAGACUGCAUGACGAGAUGCUUGACAAAGGUCUUGUGCCUGAUGACACUACAUACGAUAUUCUUGUAAAUGGAAAGUUGAAAAGAUCAUACGCUCCAGUUGGUGCUUAAUCCACACAAAAGGAUUCUGGGCAGCACACAUUCUACUAAUGAGUUUUUUGCAAACUGAGUCUUGCAGAAAGUAUUGAAUGGUUUGAAAUUGGUCUCAUCUUCCAUUGUUUGUCCUAAGGAUCUAGAAAUAUGGACAAAAUUUCCUUUGCAAUUUCAUCAUGAUUUCUAUUAAGGAAACCGUAGUUCUUUCAUAUAACCGAAGUGAGUUCUUUCGGUUAGACACUUUCUUUGGCCAAGAGCAUAAUAGUUCCAAUGGCCAGAUAUCCUGCAGAGAAUUUAGCAUUUUGCCAUUUUGGUAACAGGAAUUUCCAAUUGUUGCAGGUGGGAAGACAAUUUGGUGCUUAAUUUUAACUUUUUUAUUGGACAAGGAUGAAUAAUUGUCAACUUGUUUCCUUCCCACUAUUUAAUUGUCUUGGCAACGGAUAGGAGCUUUACUGCGAUUUUGUAGUUUAGGAUGGAAUGCUAUGAUGUGUUCAUGAUCCAUAAUAUUAGAUCAUUCUGUUUUAGCAUCUCAAUUUUUUUUUAUGCGACCUUGAGGUUGGAUACUUGAAUAAAGCCUUUUUGUUUCUUUAUAAAAAAUAAGAGGGGUGGGGGAAAAGGCAUUUAUCCAUCAAUACCUGAAUGGGCGUAGCUUUGAUCCUUUUUAAUGCAAUCCAAGCUGCUGUAAAUGAUCCAUUGAGACUGUUAGUCAGAGAAAUACUAAUUACUUCUUCUGAUAUUUA
Messenger RNA from Cajanus cajan (pigeon pea), 3098 nucleotides. Lineage: Eukaryota; Viridiplantae; Streptophyta; Magnoliopsida; Fabales; Fabaceae. The record is from RefSeq and is a predicted model, not a curated record.